AUGAGCAACGUGGACGAGUUCUACGAAUACGCGAAAAACAACUUCCUAAAUCUCCUUAAACAGAAUAAUGUACAUUCUCGAAAUGAAGAGAAGGCGAAUGAAAAAAAAAGGGGCAAGGAAAUUAGGGUUAAGGGAAUGCACGAUCGGCAUAUGUCUGAUAUGAGAAAGCUAAAGAGGGACGAACUAAAUGAUAAAGAAAGCUAUGACCAGAAAUGUAAAGAUUUUCUUCUUAAAAGGAAGAGUAAAGGUUUGAGGAGGAGCGCGAAGGGGAGCUCGGCAAGUGCUUCCUCGGACGCGUCAGCUUCAUCCGCAUCGGCAGGCAUGUCCACGAGAAGACGAAAGCGCGAGAAGCAUAGAAGAGGACAUAGGGAGAGGGACAAAAAGGGAAGGAAGAGGAAAACGGAGAAGGGGGACGAAAAAAGGAAGAAAAGAAAGAAGGAAACGAUGGAAGAAAAACCGAGGAAAGAGAAAAUCACCAAUUGUGAGGAGCGCAAACGAAAGGGAAAAAAGCACGAAGAUGGGGAAAAGAACUUAGCGGGGAAAAGCUACCUAGUGGGAGGACGAACAAGCGACUCGCAAGGGAGCAGUUCCCCUUCGGGUGAUGAAACCAAACGGAAGAGCAGAAGGGAAAAAGCGGAAAUCUAUUUUAGUAGCCAAAGUGAAGACAAAAUGAAGACACAUAUCACGGAAAAAAUCACCCAGUUGAGCGCCAAAUUGGAAAUAACAAUAGCGGAAAAAAAAGAAAAAAUGUUGUUAAAAAACUCAUUGAACAAAAAUUUAGUAGACUGUAAAUUUUGCAUCGACUCCAACUCUUUCAGCAAAAUAAAUAAAUUGAAUAUAAUCAGCAUCAGUCAGAAGUCAUACAUAUGUUACUACAAUUACAAAAAUGUCUUUUUAAAAGAUCAGUUGUUUAUUUCACCUAUUGAACAUACCGUGAGCGUAACAAACACAAAUUUUGAUACCGUGCAAGACAUGCGCAAUCACAUGAAGUCGCUAAUAGCCAUGUUGGAGGAAAGCAAUAAGACGUGCAUUUUUGUCGAAUUUAAUAACUGUUUUAAUGCUAGCAUCGAAUUAAUAUCGCUUAGAAAAACAAAACAUACUUAUAUUAAUUGUUACAUAAUACCAAUGGAAUUACUUGAGAAGGCAAAAAUUUAUUUCAAAAAAAAUCUGGAAGAUAUAAAUUCUUUAUAUAGAGAAAACAAGCAGUUAAUUAUCACGAAAAAUAAAUAUGCCCCUUAUAAUGUUUUACCGAAACAGAUUCCCUACGUUUCGGUCAAUUUUUCGCUAGUGGAGACGUAUAUACAAGAAAUUGAAAAUAAUUAUGAUUACAUAAAUAUGUGUAAAUGUAUUUUUACAGAUCUUUUUAAGAAGGAUAAAUUUUAUAAAUGUUUUCAAAAUUUUCAACAGUAUGUGAAUGCUGUGGAGACGUUUAAAUCUGCCUAUGGAAAGUACGAUUGGACGACUUAUAUAAAUUGA
Messenger RNA from Plasmodium cynomolgi strain B, 1476 nucleotides. RefSeq lists its product as hypothetical. Gene Ontology annotation, cellular component: post-mRNA release spliceosomal complex. NCBI's taxonomy places the organism in Eukaryota, Apicomplexa, Aconoidasida, Haemosporida, Plasmodiidae. The record is from RefSeq and is a predicted model, not a curated record. The coding region runs from base 1 to 1476 and encodes 491 amino acids. Gene Ontology annotation, biological process: mRNA splicing, via spliceosome. The transcript has 2 exons.